Neomonachus schauinslandi (Hawaiian monk seal) is the source of this 2559-nucleotide messenger RNA. It is a transcript of the gene FLYWCH1, whose product is annotated as FLYWCH-type zinc finger 1. The coding region runs from base 198 to 2543 and encodes 781 amino acids. NCBI's taxonomy places the organism in Eukaryota, Metazoa, Chordata, Mammalia, Carnivora, Phocidae. The transcript is spliced from 9 exons. The record is from RefSeq and is a predicted model, not a curated record.
UUUGCCCCAAGUGUUGCACCCAGCAAGCUGGCAGUAAGGACCCGGGUACUGGCGGAUGGGGAUGGCGGUUCUCACUCUCUGUGCGUGAAGGACAGAGCCCCUGGACUGCCAGGUUCCCGACCAGGGAGGAGGAGGAGGAAGAGAACUCCAUCUGCUGGGGCCUGAGUGUGGCCUGGGGGACAGGCCAUCGUCCCAGAAUGCCCCUGCCGGAGCCCAGCGAGCAAGAGGGCGAGAGUGUGAAGGCUGGCCAGGAGCCAUCCCCGGAAUCCCCUGAGCCAGGCACAGAUGUCAUUCUUGCAGUCCCCACAAAGCCCAAAGAGUUCUCCAAACUGGUCCUGCUGACGGCCUCCACGGAGAACGUGGAUGGGGUGGACUCCCAGCCCAAAGGAGGGCACUGUGGCAUGUCCCUGGAGAUGUCUGGUCCUGACGCACUGGCCAGGACCCCCCAGAUCCUGCCAGUGGAGGAGCAAGUGGGGGCAGUCCAGCCAACCCCCCAGGCCCCUGAGCAGACAUGCAGCAAGCCAGAUACAGCAGCCCCCAAGCCCCUGGAGUUCCUGAGGACCCCAUUCGGGGGCCGCCUCCUGGUGCUCGAGUGCUUCCUGUACAAGCAGGAGAAGGCAGUGGGGGACAAGGUCUACUGGAAGUGCCGUGAACACUGUGAGCUGGGCUGCCGGGGCCGGGCCAUCACCCGAGGCCCACGGGCCACAGUGAUGCGGGGCCACUGCCACCCGCCCGACGAGGAGGGUCUGGAGGCGCGGCGCCGGAGACAGAAGCUGCCCGGCCCAGCCCUGCCUGAAGGCUUCGGGGUUCCGGAGGGCCCUCGGGGCCGAGUGGAAGAGCCGCUGGAAGGGGUGGGCCCAUGGCUGUGCCCUGAGGAGCCAGAGCCCACCCCCGGGUUGGUGCUGAGCAAGCCGGCCGCAGAGGAGGAUGAGGGGCUGCGAGCCCUGUCACUGCUGAGCUUGCCCCCCAAGAAACGCCCAACACUGGGGAUCGGAGAACCCCGGCCCCUGGAAUUCCUGAGGACGUGCUAUGGGGGCAGCUUCCUGGUGCACCAGUCCUUCCUCUACAAGCGGGAGAAGGCCGUGGGGGACAAGGUCUACUGGACGUGCCGGGACCAUGCACUGCACAGCUGCCGCAGCCGGGCCAUCACCCAGGGCCAGCGGGUGACCGUGAUGCGGGGCCACUGCCACCCGCCUGAUGUGGAGGGCCUGGAAGCCCGGCGGCAGCAAGAGAAAGCCAUGGAAACGCUGCAGGCCAGGCCUGGUGGGCCUGGGGGCCAAGUGGACAAGCUGCUCCAAGGCGUGGAUGGCCUGCUCUACCGCAGGGGGCCGGGGACUCUGACUCUCACCAGAGCCCGGCCUAGGAAGCGCACAAAAGUCCUUCCGGCCCAGCCCCAGGCCCUGCAGGGAUACUGCACUGAGGACCAGGAUGAGGACCCUGGAGGCCCUGAGUUCCUGAGGACCCCUCUGGGGGGCAGCUUCCUGGUGUACGAGUCCUUCCUCUACAGGAGGGAGAAGGCGGCCGGGGAGAAGGUGUACUGGACGUGCCGGGACCAGGCCCGCAUGGGCUGCCGCAGCCGGGCCAUCACGCAGGGCCAGCGGGUGACCGUGAUGCGUGGCCACUGCCACCCGCCCGACCUGGGGGGCCUGGAGGCCCUGAGGCAGCGGGAGAAACGCCCGGGUGCGGCUCAGCGGGGGAGCCCAGGAGGCCCUGAGUUCCUGAGGACCCCUCUGGGGGGCAGCUUCCUGGUGUACGAGUCCUUCCUCUACAGGAGGGAGAAGGCGGCCGGGGAGAAGGUGUACUGGACGUGCCGGGACCAGGCCCGCAUGGGCUGCCGCAGCCGGGCCAUCACGCAGGGCCAGCGGGUGAUGGUGAUGCGUAGGCAUUGCCACCCGCCCGACCUGGGGGGCCUGGAGGCCCUGAGGCAGCGGGAGCGGCUCCCCAGCCCGGCCCAGAGGGAAGGCUCAGGAACCCUCCGGCCGCUGGAGUUCCUGAGGACGUCCCUCGGGGGCAGGUUCCUGGUGUACGAGUCCUUCCUCUACAGGAAGGAGAAGGCGGCCGGGGAGAAGGUGUACUGGAUGUGCCGGGACCAGGCCCGCAUGGGCUGCCGCAGCCGGGCCAUCACGCAGGGCCAGCUGGUGACGGUGAUGCGUAGCCACUGCCACCUGCCUGACCUGGCGGGCCUGGAGGCCCUGAGGCAGCGGGAGCGGCUCCCCAGCGUGGCCCAGCAGGAGGACCCAGAUGAAACUUCCGCCGGAAGCGCAGCUGUGCGUCCAGCCUGGCUCUCCGGAAAGCCGGCAGAUGUCUGGGUAAUUGAAGGUGGAAGGUACAAAACGGGACAGCGAGUCCCCGUGAGGCCAGUCUCCUCCCGACUGAGCAGACGGACUUCGUGUGUUGCCAGCGUCAAGGGUGCGCCGAGUGCGCCCGGGCCCCUGGCCUUUCCCACCCGGUUAGACCUUGCUUCACGCAAACUCUCUUCCACCCUUCCGCAGCGCUGGUGGCCUUCACGUUUCCUCGAGGGUCUCCCAGGAGCCCUACUUUGAUGGUGUCUCCGAGAGG